This is a messenger RNA of Coffea eugenioides, 1164 nucleotides long. RefSeq lists its product as uncharacterized. The transcript is spliced from 2 exons. Bases 73 to 1017 code for a protein of 314 amino acids. Gene Ontology annotation, molecular function: polysaccharide binding. Lineage: Eukaryota; Viridiplantae; Streptophyta; Magnoliopsida; Gentianales; Rubiaceae. The record is from RefSeq and is a predicted model, not a curated record.
AUACUACAAAGUAACAACAUACAUUUUUACUAUCAAGAAUCAUUUAUCAACUAUUCCGCUUCAUCACAUAACAUGUAUUCCCUACUUUCUUUCAUCUUCCCUAAAAUCAUCUAUUACUCCUUCAUCAUAUCCUUUGGACCAUGGUGCAUAUUGGCUCCAAAUCCGGCUUGCCUGACCAAGUGUGGUUCAUUAGAGGUGAAGUACCCUUUAGGCACCGGCUACGGCUGCGGCUCGCCACGAUUCCACCCAUUCGUCGCGUGCACGGCCACGGCCACCGGUGACCGGCUCCUCCUCACCACCCACACUGGCUCAUACCCCAUAACCUCCAUAUCCUAUUCUUCUUCAACCAUAACCAUCUCACCUCCAUGCAUGUCAAAUUGCACCUUCAUGCAAACCUGCCCAACCAUCUUGGGCCUGGACUGGGCCAGCCCAUUCCAACUUGGCCCAUCAAUCUUCAUCCUGUUAUCAUGCGAUCCUUCCAUAUCAUCCCUCACCAUGAAGGACUUCAACACCCUCAUCUGUGAUCCUUCUUCAACCUACCUCUGUGCCUCAAUCUACACAUGUCCGGCCGUCGUCGACCUCGGCUUGCCUCUCUUUCCUUCUACCAACACUUGCUGCGUGUACUCUCCGGCGAAUCUCGACUCGAGGGAUGAAUUCAACCUGCAUGAACUAAACUGUGCUGGCUAUACUUCAGUUGUGUCACUAGGGGAUGUGCCAUCUGACCCUAUGCAGUGGGAAUAUGGUAUGGUUUUGAAGUACAAUCUUGGUGGAUUGGAUAGCUAUAAUACUGCUCCAAGUUGCCGUGCCUGUGAACUAAGUGGUGGGGUGUGUGGAUACGCUCCUCCACAUAACUCUUUUGUUUGUGUUUGUCAAAAUGGUGGUGUUAAUACAACUACAGAUUGCUACAACUACCUUAAUGGCCAGUGGCUUUCUGUGAGCUCAACUUCUCAUUUAAGUUGGAAAGUUUGGUGGGGUAUUUUGGCGGUUCUAAUGAUCUUCUGUCAAAUAGCUUCAUGAGCAAGCAAAACUGAAGAGUCGAUGUUGUAUCCUCACCUUUUUCUUCUGCUUUAUGUACUUAAAAAUUUCUUGAAUCGAUUCUAGCUUUUCUUGAUCGAAAGAAAUGUCAAAAGUGAAAGGAAUAAGAACAUUAGCUCAUUAAGAUGA